CGGCGACACCCGCCCCGACCACCACUCUUGCUGGUGCGUGUUGUGAUAGCUAUACCUCCCUCCAUCCCUCCUCCUUCCCCCCCGUACCUGACUCAGCCGCCACCUCCUUCACCUCACACUGCCAUCCUCUUGACCAUCCAUACAGUGUUACAUAUGUGUUGCAAGGGAUUGUGUACAAUACCAUUGUAUACCUUGGAAUAUUUUUGUCCAGUUGUGCCUGUACUGUCAGUGUUUGUGUGUGUGUGGAAAGUGGCUACUGGUCACGAGGAGAAACUUUUCCCAGUCCAGCCAUUCUUUUCCCACCAGCCAGAAAUAACGUAGACGUAACAGUGUAGAGGUAGUGUUGACUCUGAGGUGUAGUACUGCAGUGGCUUAAUAAAGACGGUGUGCUCACUUACCCGAUGUUAAUGAGGAAGCUAUGGAGGGUUUGUUGUGACACGGGUCCAACAGGCGUAUAGUAAUGACCGUGACAAGUGUUCCAGCCAGCCAAGGAAUCCGGGUACACCGUCGCUGUAUUCUGGAACUCGGAUGACAUUUACCUCUCGCCAACACUCCCACCUACCUCACGCCUCCUCACCCUGUAGACACAAACAUAACUGAUAACGCUUGCAGUUGUUAGUAGCGAAAAUAUCAUGUUUGUGUGUUUAUUAGCCAUUGCUUUAAUAGUAAAUGUGUUUGUAUGACUAGUGUUACUGGUGGAGUGUGUUGGUGUUGUGUGUCCUGAGUGUGUUACUCGAGAACACUUUCAACUAAUCGUUCUUGCUCAGUGGAUUAAGAGACCUGUUCAUAUCACUGAAUGAUCUUAGAAAAAUGUAAAAGUUAUACAUUUAAAGAGAGAGAGAGAGAGAGAGGGAGAGAGAGUGAGUCAAUGAUGUGUGAGGGUGAGGAGAGCCGGAGUGAAGAAGGUGAAGGAAGAUCAGGGUGGACGACACACUGGCACUGGUGAACCUUGUCAACAAACUCUCCGUCCAUCACACUCACCCUGCAACACUUAAACGAGACAUUUAAAAGAGUGCCACCGUCCGAACAUUACUAAUCGUCAGCGUGAGUGAGAAACAUGACCUUUGUAUUGAAGGAUUAUGUAAACAUUAAAUGGAAAGUUGAAGAAGAUCCAGUGGGAAAUACAGUUUCCUUAAAGCAGGCAAACUGGAUAUCUGAACACGUGUAUGACGCCGCCAGUAUCUUCUGUUGGAGGUGCGGUCAUGGCGGCGUGGUGGGCGGGGUGGGCGGUGCAGGCGGCGGCAGCGUAACGGGGAGCGGGUGGCGCGCCGCCCCGAAGUCGGGGGGCGCAGCUUCCGGACCCGGGUCGCCGCCUGCCAUGUCCAAAGGCCGCACGCGAGGACCCACCUCGACAGCGGCUAACGGCGGCGGCACCACCACCACCAGCGCCUCCCCCAUCACCACCACCACCGUUACGCCCCCCGUCACCGCCACCUCCAACAUGAACGGAGAGCGGCGCUCUGGCGUUGAAGUAGUGACGCCUUCCAGCCGUCGGCCCGUCCGUACUUCUGCCACCUUCACCUCUAGCAUCAAGGGCCUCUUGCAGCAGCGGGAGGACGCGGGCGGAGGUGUUGGUGUCUUCUCGACCCUGCGGCGCUCUAUGCCGCGCUCUAGGUCGGCAUCUUCACACGCGGAAGGGCGCCCUGGCCAGGAAGAGACUUCGGGGGGACGCCGCCCUGGACUCCCCCCUUUGCGGACUCCUGGGGGCCCCGCACCUCGUGGUCGACGAACACUCUCUAAUAUGGCCUCAAAGAGGCGCUCAGUCAUCCUGGAGGAGGACAAAGAGGCCCUGAACGGUGAAGAAGCCACUGGUCCACCGCCCCCUGCUCCGGGCGUCGGUGGGAGUCGGCGACAUUCACCCCGGGCGAGGCGCUCCCAAAGUGUGCAGGAGGAGCGCCAGUCACCGGCCAGGGAACCCGGCAUCACCAAACAAUAUAGUGUAGAUGAACGUGUGUCAAAACCUAAUAAAUCUUCCCCCGGAGACGAUUCCCCGAGAACUGACGAAGAACAUACCGAGGGCGUCUCGAAAGAGGGGGGAGAAAGAACCCGAGAGGCUGGUACUCUAACAGAAAAAGAGAAAGUUGAGUGUGAACGUGAUGAAAAAGACAAAGAUGAACGUGAGGAAGAGGAGCGACGUGCUCCCGUAGAUGAGGAGGAAGCGGAGGAAGCGGUGGAUAAGUCCACGGAUGGCCGCUUCCUCAAGUUUGACCACGAGAUCGGUCGUGGCUCCUUCAAGACGGUGUACCGCGGCCUGGACACCGAUACUGGCGUCGACGUGGCCUGGUGCGAGCUCUUGGAGAGAAAAUGGAACAAGAACGAAAGACUAAGAUUUCGAGAGGAGGCAGAGAUGCUGAAGGGUCUACAGCAUCCCAACAUUGUACGAUUCUAUGACUAUUGGGAAGUGCCCAGUGCCAAGCGCCGAUGUAUUGUCCUUGUCACUGAGCUCAUGACAUCGGGCACUCUGAAGCAAUAUCUGCGUCGUCUGCGAAAAGUUAACCUCAAAGUGCUGAAGAGUUGGUGCCGGCAAAUUCUUAAAGGAUUGCAGUUUCUUCACUCACGGUGUCCUCCCAUCAUACAUCGAGAUCUCAAGUGUGAUAACAUCUUUGUCACAGGGACAACAGGCUCGGUAAAAAUUGGAGACCUUGGACUCGCCACGCUUAAAAAUAGAUCUUGUGCCAAAUCUGUAAUUGGCACUCCAGAGUUCAUGGCUCCGGAGGUGUAUGAGGAGCACUAUGAUGAGAUGGUUGAUGUGUAUGCCUUUGGUAUGUGCAUGAUGGAGAUGGCAACUUUAGAAUACCCAUAUAAAGAAUGUUCUGGUCCAGCUCAGAUCUACAAGAAGGUUACCACGGGAGUGCGACCUCAAAGUUUCUUGAAGAUCGAAGAUGAAGACGUUAAAUAUAUCGUCGACUGGUGUACAAGACUCCAUAAUGAGGAAAGACCAACAGUGAAAGAUCUCCUGAAUCAUGAGUUCUUCCAGGAGGACACAGGCAUCAAGGUUGAUUUGGGAAAUAAAGAGGAAGCAAUCGCUUCUGACUUAGGAAAAGUUGUUUUAAGGUUACGGGUAGUUGAUGCAAAGAAAAGAAAAGAUAAACAUAAAGAAAAUGAGGCCAUCCAGUUUGACUUUGACAUAGAAAAUGACAAUCCAGACAUGAUUGCUGAAGGAAUGGUUAAAAUGGAAAUGAUAUUUGAAGAGGAUGAAAGGUCAGUAGCCAAAAUGAUACAAACUCAAAUCCAUAACCUCCAACGGGAACGUGAAGAACGCCGCAAGAAAGACCUUAGGGAGAAAGAGAAACAGCAGAUGGAGGAACAGCAGCAGCUACAACAGCAGCAGUUACAACAACAACAGCUGCAACAACAGCAGCAACAACAACAACAGCAGCAGCAGCAGCAGCAACAACAACAACAGCAGCAGCAACAACAACAGCAGCAGUUGCAACCACAGCAGCAGUUGCAACCACAGCAACAACCAACAUUACAGACACAAACUUCAGUCCAGCAGCAGUCAACUGUGCCACAACAAACACCACAAGUACAACAACAACCAACCCAACUUGAACAACAGCCACAGCAACCCCAGUCAGCUCAGCCACAACAGCCUAGUGCACAACAGCAGCAGCAGCCUCCACAGCAGCCAACUGUUCAGCAGGAUUCUCAACAGUCAAUAGUGGGGGAUGGACUUUCAGAACAACAAGUAGAUGGUGUGCGGGAAUCCGGGUAUUACACCUUGACUUCAGGAAAUGAAAGUCAGCAAGCAUUCACACAGGAUGGGCAGUACUUUGGUGGCAACUUUGGGUUUGGGACCUACCAAAGUAGUUCUUCACACUACCAACCAGUAAGUUCUAGUUACCAGUCUCAGUACCAGCAGACUCUCACUACUGGGAGUACUUCAGUGUCCCAGAGCUACUUGCCCACCUCUGCAUACCAACCAACCUCACUGCAGCCAACCCAGCUGUCAUCCCAGCAUACCUCUCAGCAAUCUUCACAAGUGCAGGUAGAUCCACAACACCAGCAGCAACAACAGCAACAUCAGCAACAACAGUCAGAAUAUUACAUUAGUUCACAGGUUCCAGUUGGGAGUGGAACUACAGUAAUUACAUCCCAGCACCCUAUGGGGAUGCCACAACCCCAGGUGCUUACAUCACAAGGAAUGAUUAUUGGUGCAACUCCUGUAGUUAUGGCUUCUCAGCCAAUGGCAGGUCUAAGCCAUUCUUUGGUGAUGGCAUCAGGUCCCAUGGUGGUACCUUCCAUGCCUUCAGUGGCCUUGUCUCAACACUUAACUCCAGUGGUGUCAGUCAUGUCCCAGCUUUCUGGAGUAGCAUCACAACAGCCACCUUUGUCUUCCCAACAUCUUGUACAUCCACCUCAGCCUUCAGCUCUUCUAUCACAACCAUCCAUGGUUCCUUCUCAGCCGACUGUUCUCUCAUCUCAGCCACAGGUUCUCUCUUCCCAACCGGCUGUAUUGCCCUCUCACUCUCAAGCAAUACUUCCUCAGGCUGCAGGGAAUCUAUCGCAAACAGCCAUGGCAUCAGAAACAUCAGGGGUUAUACCCCAACUUAGAAUUGCACCACAAUCAGUGAUAUCGUCACAGUCACAUGUGGCAUCUCAAUCAGUUGUAGCUUCACAACCAGUCCCAGCUUCACAGCCAGUGGCAGCAUCUCAACCAGUGGCAGCAACACAGCCAGUAAUAGCUUCACAGCCAAUGGUAGCUUCACAGUGUUUGAUUGCUCCACCAGCAGUGGUGUCUUCACAGUCCAUGGCUGUUCCACAGCCUGUAAUUGGUUCACAGCCCCUGGUUGUCUCUCAGCCAGUAAUUGUGCCACAGCCAGUGAUUGGUUCACAGCCAUUGGCUGCUUCACAGCCCAUAGUAUCUUCACAGUCAGUGAUAGCUUCUCAACCACUUGCAACAUCACAGGCAGUGAUGACUUCUCAGUCACUUGCAGGUGUAGUGGAAGCACCUGCAAUAAGUCUAACAGAAUCACUAAUUCAUUCUAGUGUGAGUAAGCCAAAUGUAAUGGCACCCCAGGGUAGCUCAUCUGAGAUGGUGCAAACUGUAAUGCCACAGUCAGGCAUAGUGCCAACCCUUGUACCAUCCCAGUCAUCAACCAUUCUAGUGCAGCCAUCAGCAGCGUCAACAUCUGUUCCUGAGUCAGCUUCUUCAACUCUUCCUAGCAGCAGUACAACCUCACAGCCUGGUGUUAUACAAUCCCACUUAGGGUUAUCGCAACAUUUAUCCGUUUCAACCAGUCAGCCAUCUGUAGCCCCCUCACAGGUUUCAUCAACUCCUGGGUUGAUGCCUUCUCAGUCAACUGUAACACUAACACAGCCGGGAGCUUCAGCACUACAAACUGGAGGUCCACUUUCCCAGCCAGAAUUAGUAGCAUCUCAGCCAGCAGCACUACAGUGUCAACCAUCAGUGGUGCCAUCUCUACCCGGGGUUGUGUCGUCAGUUCCACCACUCGGAGCGUCCCAGUCAUCGUCUACAGUAGCCAGUGAUGCAAGCCAGGUGGAAACUUGUCCAUCGCCCCAGAUACUUACAGACGCAUACUCUCACCUGCUGAAUGAUAGGCCUGGUGGCACUGGUUUGGAGACGCAGACCAACAACUCCGUCACAAGCAGCAACACCACCUCUUCCACCAUCAUCACCACCAUGUCCUCCUCCUCAAACACCACCAUCACCUCCUCUACUCACCCUCCAUUUGACCCCAGCGCCGCCUCCGAGUCAGAGUGCAGCGAACAUCCGGCCGAUGGGUCCAGCAGCAAGCCACACAAGAGGAUCCGAAAGAAAAAAACCUACGAUCGGUUUCCAAAGUUGACCGUGUUGAGUGUGAAACAUACAAUGGUUGAGUGCCAACUGGAGACCAUCAAACAGAAGACCAUCACUUUCAAGUUUGACAUUACAGACAAUGACCCACAAGAUGUCGCCAACAAAUUGGUCAUGACCAAUCUGUUGCCUGUAAACCACGCUGAAGUUGUAGUCAACUACAUUGAAGACAUCAUUCGACAGCUGCAGGCCAACCCUAAUGUCCUUCCAGUUGUCUCCACUCCAGGCCUUGAUUCUCGAAGCCAACACCAUGCUCAAGAGGGUCAUGCCCGUUCACCAUCUUCCUCCAGGCGCCAUCGGGAUGAUCCUGAAAUUAGGGCUCGAUACCUGGCCAGGAAGCUGAGUCGAUCCUCCCCUAAACGGCGGCGACGACACAGCUCAGAUGGUGUGCGCAGAGUCUCGAUCCAUGUACAGCAUCACUCUUCACAAACCUUCCUUACCCAAAUACUCCAUCAUUCAUUCCUUCUACAGCGUGAGGAAGGGGGAGACAGUGCUCCUGGGACUCCCAGCAAGUGUGUUGAACCCAGAGAACCAUCUUCUCAAGUCCAAACAAGCCCUGUGCAUCAGCCACAGUCUCCACAGCCUUCAAUACCACAACAACAACAGCAGGAAGCUCAGCCACAGACAACACAGCAACAACAGACCCAACAACCACAACAACCUUCAGUUAAUGCUCCUGUAGUAUGUGCUCUUCAGCAACCAAUUUCAACUUCACAUAUACCAGCACAACAACCACAGGCUUUCAGGACGUCUCGCUUCCUGGUGAGUCCUGUGGUAGAGCGCAAGCAGAUGCCUGGUGAAGAGUCAGGUGGCCCAUCUGUCCAGCAACAAGUGGAAACUAUAGCUUCCACUCCUAACCCUCUCCUGGAUGAAUCCCCUCAGUCAGACUCCAUUCCUGCUUCCUCUACUGCUGCUCUGCUUCCAUCCGUACCAACCUCCUCUGCCUCUAUUGUGCUCCCACCAUCACAAGACCAGCAGAGUGAUGGUUCAGUCAGUAGUAUUGGUGUUGGCGUGUCAGCAGCUGUGCCCACGUCACAGCCAGGAUCAGGAGGACCCACCCCACCACAUCACUGCACCCCAGAGAGUACCUACACAUCUGAUCACCAGGCCAGACUCUCUCAGCAAAAUUCUCUGGAGAAGAAUGACAGUGUAACUUCCAAUAGCAACCUGUCAGAGCUGGCUCGUAAACUACAGCAGUUGGGAACAUCUGGAGGCACAGUCCCUCCUCUUACACUAUCUUCUUCACAUUCGAUGCCUCCACUCUCUGGCCCCAGCCACCCUGGGACUCCCAUAUCUCUGGCCUCCCACCCUACCUUCAGCCAAGAGCUUAACAUGCAGCUCGCAGGGGUGCUGAAUUCUGGGGCAUCGCGGUGUACACGGGCCCUCUGGUCGCCGUCUACCAACUACAAAACCUGCCCAGCCUUCUUCCACGUUUUGGCUCCUGAGGGUGGUACUGGUGGCAGCACUACUGGUGAGGGUGGCAUGACAGCAGCCAGCUUGGGGAUCCCUGUCCAGGAAGCUAAUAUUGUAAUGCAGCCACAGGGACCUCACUACACUAACCGCACAACUGACAUCCCUCCAACUGAGCUUAUUCAGCAGGUUGCAUGUGAGGUGGAGGGUAAGGAGGGAUUGCGUUCCCUCCCACUGCCCCUAGACUCACCCCACAUGCAUCCCCCGGGUGGUGCUCUCACCAUCGUGGUCACUCCUCCCAUACCACCGCUGAGCCAGGCCUUACUACCACAUUCCCAGGGUGUUCUGAGCAUGGGAAUUGAUGACAGAAGAGUAUUGGCCACGCCUCCCAUCACCAGUGAUACGGUAACGGCACCUCUGGUUACACCUGCAGUGUUGCACACUCCACUUGCGCCUGCUGGUAUGCUGAUGACUGCACCGGUGCCUGGCAUCAUGGCAGCUCCAACACCAGUUGGGAGUGUUUUAGGAACUCCAUCAGUUCCAUUAGAUUCAGUUGGUAUGCCCAUCAAUACUGACACGUUUCCAAGUUUCCAGGCAGUACCACCGCCUGCUACAGCAAUGCAUCAACUCACAUCAUUACCUUCAGAGAUACCUGCUUCUGCUGUCAACAUCUUUCCUAAUAUGAAUAUGUCCAUAGCACAAACUGGACAUUUUGCAGUCGAUUCCAGUCAGGGUACACUGCCACCUGACCAGGCGACCAGAGAAGCUGGUCACGUGGCUACAGAACAUAGCCAGGUGACUGGAGAAUCAGGUCAAGGGACAGGAGAAGUUAGUCAAGUUGGUGUAGAAGCUACGUAUAUGCCUGUAGUGUCUGGUCAUGUUGCAGUAUGUCAAGGAACAGAUCUUCCUAUUAAUGUACCUGUAUCCAUAUGUAUGCAAACACCUAUGGGCUUGGCAGCUGGGACUCCAGCAGCUAUGACACCCGGUAUGGGCAUGUCUGGAGCUGCACUGGGGCUUCCUCCAGGAGUGAUGCUCGCUGUGCCCACGGGUUCAGGACAGAGGAGUAGAAUGGACCUGAAUGCUCUGAGGGAACAGCUACAGAAGCUUGUACCCGGUGCUCGCCUCACAUUAGCCCACCAUGGAACUGAGGGAAGUGUAAAUACUGGUUCACCCUCCAUUGAUGGUCUACACCCAGUUUACCCACAGUCAUCACUAAGUGCCACUCAGCCAACUAUUGGUGGCAUUCCUCUCACAGUGAUGGGAUCAAACACAGUAGGAGGAGUCAUGCCAAUGGCUCAUGGAGAAGGACUUGGUACUACAGUGGGUGGGUCUGUAGAUCAAAGUAUGAUGCUACCACAGACUGUAAGAUUACCAGGAGGAGAGACUGUGGCAUUAGUUCCUCAAGUUAUGAUGGAAUCUGUCUGUCCUCCACCAAUUGGUUAUCAAACCAUGGUGCCUCUUAACCUAGAUACAGCUACUGCUGCAUCAGCUGGUUUGGCUCGUGUAGGCCCUGAGGAGGCUUAUACGUGGAGACCAACGGGCACCUCCCCUGCACACAUGCAUAGUAAUAUAUCUCUAUCCCGUACACCCUCUUUAAAGGAGUCUGAAGAACAGGGUGAGACCAAACAGCCUCGAACUUCCCGUUUUCAAGUCACAAAGGUGGUUGAAGAAUCUGUGAGAAGGGUAUCUGACACAUCUACAUGCAGCAGCCCUGUUAGCUCGCCUGUUCGUCGUGGACGCUUUGCCGUCACCAAAGUUGCAGAGUCAUCAGAAUCUGCAGAAGGUGCUUCAGGAACUUCUGCCCUAACAACUGGAUUGCUAGAGUCUCAUCCUCGUUUAUUGUUACGUGAAGAUUCUCAGGGUGGAACUCCCUCAGACCCUCCUUCAUUGGGUCCCUCUGCCCCUCCUUCCAUGACAUCAUCAUUUGUCUCGGAGGAUACUCCAGCUACCACUCCAGCCACCCCUGCUGCUGAUGGGGACACCUUUAGUCAAAAACAAUUAUCAGCCAACAACUCCAGUGAAGAUCAUUUGACUGUCUUGGAAGGCAGCCAGUUUAGUGGUGUGGUUACUAGACCCCCUGGCGAUAGGUGGCAGCCCCAGUCCCAGCCUUCAUCCUCUUCCUCAGCUCCUCCCAAGCAGACACCUAUGUGUGAGGAGGCUGUUGUCUCCCCCAUAGCCCAUCCUUAUCCUCACAAUUCUAAUACAGUUCCUGACAAGGGCUCUUUAGCAUUGGGCUAUCAGGCUACAUCCACAAAUAAGUCAAGUGCCACUAAUCAGCAAGCCAAGAUCAAUGCUUUUAAAAAUAGUAAAUCACCUAACUUAAGUGUCCCCGUCAUUUCACCAGUACACGGAACACAGACAUUACCACAAAUUGUGGAAAAACCGCUGCAACCAUUGUAUUCAAAUAAUCCGCCUCCAAGUACACCCCCACCCACUCUAAAGUUGCCCUCUAAUCUGCCUGAUACUAUUAAAAAGAGAUCAUAUACUAUUGGUGGAGGAGCCAUUCCCAAAGUUUCUGAUACACACAGAACAGCUUCAAGCAAAUUUUUAUUUACAAGAAAUGUUUCUUCCUAUGAUGGUGACACAGAAGAAGCUUGUGAAUCAUUACUUACUAGUGACUCUGAUGAAAGGGCUCAUACACUGUGUUGUAGUAGAAGUGUUGAGGUACAGACGGAAGCCUGUAAAGGACAAGAGUGUGAUCGUCCCCCACGCUCGCCUUCAUUGUCUGUAACAUCAAGUCCAACUCACCGCACAAAGCCCAAGACUACGAGGAGUCUGAAUAGUCCAAUUCCUCCUCCAAUCCCACCAAGAAACAAGCCUUUGAAAUCUCCAAUAAAGAAAUCAGGAAGUGUUAAUUGGUUGGAUCGUAGUAGCAGCAUUGUUGACCUAGGAAAUUUGUUUGAAGAAGUUAAACAGUCAAGAGAAAUCUUGCAUAAAUCUCGUGAUUCUUUAUAUCGUUCCAGUGAAAAAAGCACGCUGAGUGUUAGUGGUCCGCUGUCCCGCACUAAGAGUGUCAACAAUAUACAACAUUUAGGAUUGGCUCGGACUAGAGAUUCAGGAUUAUCACAAUCAUCCUGGGAACUUGGAGAUGCAGAUACUUCAUCACAUUUCCGUUCACAAAAACUAGGCAGUAGCUUCAAUGAAGAUCAAAGACCUAAUAUGCUUAGUGUAUCUUCAAAUAUAAAGCGUAGUCCAGCCUUACGAAGGCUAACUGGUCGGGAAAAACUCGGUAUUAAUGUAGAGGACUCGGUUUACCACACCGUCCAUACACCAUCUCAUGCAAGCGUGAACCCCCGUACUAAGUCACGUGGCCGACCUGGCACCCCUAAUACCCCAGCAUUCCAAGAAGAUGUAUAUUAUACUAUACAGGGAGGUGCUGGAGUGACUCAGCAUUAUCAGACUGAAGAAUCCCGAGCAUGGCAACCAUCAGGCUCGAUGCCAAUGCAUCACCCAAAAACUUAUUACAAUUCAUCAAGUUCUAGCAGUGAAGAAGGUUUUGAAGAGGAUGAUCCAUUAUAUGAACCACUACAUGAAUCGCCAACAAAUGUGUCACCUACAGAAGCAUAUAUUCCUCAUUAUCCACUUGAAACACCUUACCUUUCUCCUCGAUCUCCAAAAUAUUAUUUUCAUCAUCACUCCCCACCUCAUACAAUGUAUUAUCCUCCUUUGUCCCCAAAGAGUCCUAAGCACCAUCUUUACUCUCCAAAAUCUUCUCACCAGUAUAGUCAUUCACCUCACCAGAUGUAUCCAAAUCCUCAGUGCUCUCCACAGUCUUCACACUGUCCUCAGUCCUAUCAUUACCCAUGUACCUGCAUGCACCAGAGCUACCCCAACCCCCUCUGUAGCCGACCAUGGCCCUCGCCCACAGCCCAGCUUGAAACGGGUCGUUCGUGCUCUUGGACAGAGGACGAGGAACUGGAAACUGUGAGACACGAAUUAGAGGAUCUUUCAGAGGAUGAUGACAGCUUUCAACAACUUCUCUCUAAGCAAGAACAUGAGGAGGUUGAAUUGCGCCGCCGCCACCAACAGGAGAGAGAGGCUUUCAAGGUGCUACGCUUGCAACGGUGUCACCAGAAUAGACGACCUAAAUCACUUCGUCUGGCAUCCUCUCCUGGGCCUCCUCCAUCAGGAACAACUCCUACUUCACCCCUCUGUCAAACUGAUGAUACACACUCAGAAGGCUGUAAGGAGCUUGCAGGAAUUAGUGAUUCUGUAAUCAUGUCUGAUCAUUCUGGGGAGACAUCUACAUCAGCUGUAUCAUCAGGAACUAAAAAGGGGCGUACGAUAUCAGAGGACAUGCUGGAAUUGGUGCAGAAUCUUGGACCUACCCGGCCACAACCACGUCCUCCUCCCGGGAAGAUGACUCUCAACCAGAUGAUGGCUCAGCAGAAGACAUCAACAUUAGUACCACCAAUAGGACAGAGACCAUUUUAUUCUUCAGUGGGAAUUGCAGCUGGACCAUAUCCUGGCCAAUACUUCUCCGCAUAUCAGACAUUCCCCAUACCAUACCAACGGCUGUCAGAUGGCUCAUAUGUGGCUGUGUCCAAAGUAGACGAUGGUUCUGCAGCUCCAUCAAGCACGAGUAGUAGCAGCAGUAAUAUACAGCAACAACAGCCACCUGCCACAAGUGCCUCCUGGGUACAUUGGCAACAGCAGUAGGUGUGGCCAACAUUCCAAGUUCCCACUCAGGGACGGGAACCUGCAUCUGUGAUCCUGUAUUUUGUACGUACUCCCAUGUGGAGAUGGACUCAAAUCAACAGCAAUGGAAACAAUGCCUUUAUGACAGGUUGACAGAUAAUUCUCAUGAAAAAAAUCCAUGUGUGUUGUGGAUGAUACAUAGCACUUUUUCUGGGGAAAAUAUUAAUAGGGAGCUAAGUUGUCAAGGGACAGCAAUGUUUCCAGUGCUUGUUGUGGAGUUACCAACUAGUCAUGCAAUAGAAAGGAUGAAAUUUUCAAAUUAUUGUGGGUGUGUUUGAACACCGAAGUUGUGUGCAUCGCAAAAUAUUUGAAUUGAUACCUCAGUCAUCCAUUCUGUUCCUUUUAGAUAUGACUAGAUUUAUUGUUUGCUAUAGUGAUUCCUUUUUUAUUAUAUUACUGUUCCAUGACUGUAUGAGAACAAAUAUAUCUUUUAGAUAAAAUUGAUCAAUCAGAAUGAAACACUUCCCUUUGUUCAUCAGUUAUAAGUAUGAACAAGGAUUAAAUGGUGUAAAUGUUGUAAAAUAUGUACAGAGAGACAGUUGUACAGUGAGGGGAUUGUGAUGGGGCCGGUGAUGAGUACUGGUUUAGGGAUGAAAACAUUGGCCCCAGUAAAAUUUAUCCAUGUAUGGGCAAACCAACACUGAUCGGUCUUCCAGCAGCCACUUAGAGGGUGAUACAUGCACAUCAUAUGAGCAGCCCCAUACUGCACAUAGGUUAUUGGGUCUGCUCAAGGUAAUGCUAACAGUGAUUGUUGUUAGGAAGCCCUUUAAAUUAUAUUUCUUACUGAGACUUCUCAGUGUUGUCAUCUUUAGCAGAAGGCUUUCUUUUAUUAGACUGCACAUUGCAUUGCAAAGGUAAGGGAUUGGGACACAUAAUAAGAUAAUCUUUGUGAUUGAAAUUGGUGCUACUGCCUUGCUUAUAUGCAGUAUCUAAGUUUUUAUAGGAGCAUAUCUAUUAGUAGAGGAAAGUACGUGGGAUUGAUAAGGAAAUUUCAGGUAGCUUGAAAGUGAAGUGCUAGACAGCAUGAUUAUGGUUUAACCUGCCAAGGGAUAGAUUAAUUCGUCUUGGAGGUCUUUAACUCUUGAAAACGUCAACCAGGAUUGUAUUGCCAUCAGCACCACAUAAACUGGGAGUUACAAAAUUUAUGAGGAUCUUUAGUAUACUUAUAUAACUACAGCUUGUGAAUAUGGUAAGUAGGGCCUUCUGAUCCUUGAUAAAUAUAUGAAGUAGGUAUUCUGAUGAAGUAUGCCACCAAAUGCUUCAUCCUGAACAUAGAAACUCAAUACAUGGUAGCAGUGCAAUUACAAUUUAGUACAUAUUGGUCAUACAACAUCAUGUACACAGGAUAUAUAUAUAUAUAUAUAUAUAUAUAUAUAUAUAUAUAUAUAUAUAUAUAUAUAUAUAUAUAUAUAUAUAUAUAUAUAUAUAUAUAUAUAUAUAUAUAUAUAUAUAUAUAUAUAUAUAAAUAAAUAAGUAAAGAGUGUCAGGGUGUUAUGAUGAUUAGUAACCAAUUUUCAUUCACUUGUCUAUCAUUUGUGGAUGUAUCUAAGAGCUGGUAGAUGAUGUACAUCAAAUUUUCAAGUGUUUGCCAUUGAAUUGUGUGUGGCAGUGGCCUUUUGAUUGUAGUGAUAUACUUGUAUUAUAUAUUAUUUAGCAUCAUCUGCAUCAUCUGACAGUAUAGACAAGUCACCAUUAACCUGCUUCAGUCUUUAUCAAUAAUCCAUGUGUCAACCCCCACUGGUCUGUUAAACACUUCAGUGCUUAUGCUAACUACCAGUUAGGUAAACGGAGCCAUCAUUGCCAUGCCAUAAGCGCCUCACUUGCAUUUUGUUUAUCCAUCUUAAUGAGAUACUCUUAUGCUUUUUAAGCUUAGAAAAGCAUAUGAUAUGUAGUUAACACAAUGUCAUGUGCCUGCCUGUAUUGAAAACUUUCCUCCCAGCAAUAGAAGCAAACUUAAAACAUUACAGUUUCUUCUUGUUGCUCUGCAACUGUGAUGUUGAGCCAAGGUGGUGCUGAGCUUGUCCGGGAUUUAGACACCUACGUUACCCGUAGGAUUUGCUUUUCUAGAUUGCCUUUAUUGAUUAUUAUUAUUUAUAUGUUACCUAGAGUAAUAUUGUAAUAUAUUUUAUAUUCAGUUUCAUAAUGCUUGAAAUGUAAGUUACUAAAAUUCCUUCCAUUUCUAUUCUUAAGUUUGUAUUGUGUUUGCACUGAAUUAUUAGUGGACAUUGGGACUCAGCACUUCCCUGCCUUGGCAUAUAGUCCCACCUGCAGCCUGCUAUGCAGUUGUCUGCUAAUUGAACAAGAUUCCAUGGAAGUCCACUCAUUAUCGUGCUGUAUGAUACCUUGUAUGAUAACUAGAAAUCAUUCAAUAAAGUGGUGCAAAAUUUUA
Molecule: messenger RNA, 14318 nt
Organism: Homarus americanus (American lobster)
Lineage: Eukaryota; Metazoa; Arthropoda; Malacostraca; Decapoda; Nephropidae
Product: serine/threonine-protein kinase WNK1-like
Exons: 32
Coding region: 1058-11890 (3610 amino acids)
Biological process (GO): positive regulation of sodium ion transmembrane transporter activity; intracellular signal transduction; negative regulation of sodium ion transport
Cellular component (GO): cytoplasm
Molecular function (GO): protein serine/threonine kinase activity; chloride channel inhibitor activity; ATP binding
Source: RefSeq, a predicted model, not a curated record